Molecule: messenger RNA, 1064 nt
Organism: Culex pipiens pallens (northern house mosquito)
Lineage: Eukaryota; Metazoa; Arthropoda; Insecta; Diptera; Culicidae
Product: 10 kDa heat shock protein, mitochondrial
Exons: 2
Coding region: 158-460 (100 amino acids)
Cellular component (GO): mitochondrial matrix
Molecular function (GO): protein-folding chaperone binding; ATP binding; protein folding chaperone
Source: RefSeq, a predicted model, not a curated record
AGAGCCCAACCAGCGUGGUCGCCCCCAAAAUUAUCUCCCUUCGAGUGUGCGGUCGAUUGCCCGGCGUUUCGAGAAGUUUCUGUGAUUGAGAAUCCUCGAGGACAAUCCUUGCUGCCGCUUCCAGCCUACUGUGUUCAGUGAAAUUUCUCGAGCAAAAAUGGCUUCCCGUCGUCUGAUUCCGCUGCUGGACCGUGUCCUGGUGCAGCGUGCCGAGGCCCUGACCAAGACCAAGGGUGGCAUCGUGCUGCCGGAGAAGGCCCAGUCGAAGGUGCUGGAGGGAACGGUGAUCGCGGUCGGACCCGGAGCCCGCAACGCCCAAACUGGCCAGCACGUCGCGCUCGGAGUGACCGUCGGCGAGAAGGUGCUGCUGCCCGAGUACGGUGGCACCAAGGUGGACCUCGGCGACGCCAAGGAGUACCAUCUGUUCCGCGAGUCGGACAUUCUGGCCAAAAUCGAUUAGAAUCGGGCCGCGUUCUCCACCGGCAGGUCCAAGUCCAUCCGCGUCAAACAUCCGACGAGGCGGGGAGAACUGGUCGAGAUUCGACUCUGAGACAAUUUACAGCUUAAGAAAAGUUAGGAGUUAAGAUGUGUGUAUUCGUUCCGUGUGCGCGAGACCGAGUUUGAGAAACGACGUUAGAAUCUGAUGCCCAAGUUGACGACCCCCGCCGGAGAAGGCUCGUUUGAAUCGCAUUUAAAUCACUUACUUUAGCGACAAGGCUUCUUCCGAAGGGGGAAGCUCUUCAAUCCAAUCGUGUGGACCACUAAAAGAAGCUUAAUUUUACUGCUCCUGCCACGAUUGGAAGCGACGCGCGCGCGCUGGACCUCGUUCCGUUGAGGUUUGAACACGAGAAACUUGCUAGGUUACCGACGCUGACCGACACGGAAGGACAUCCCGCGAUGCGCGACCCGCGCCGGUGGAAGAUUGUAACGACCGAGAGUGCACGAGACAGGAUUGCAGAGUGUGAUUGCGAUGAUGUGUGCGUGAAUGUACCUCAUUUAGUUAGAGCGAUAAGGAGUACGAUUCUAUUAGUUUAUUUGCUGUUGAAUAAAAAUAAUUAACCGAA